AACCUCAAAUAAUCUAAACUUUUCACGUUGUAGUGUAGUUGUGAUAAUUUUUCAAAAGUUCAAUAUUGUUUUAUGACGAUUGAUUGAUUCAAUAAUUAUGGGUCGUAAAGCAGGGUUCAACGAAGGGGAGAAACCUAAAAAAGGACCUGGCAGAAAAUCGAAAAAACAAAAAGAACCUGUGCUCCCAAAAGCUCUAGAAGAUGUGGGAAUCAAGAAACUGAGCAGACGACAAAAAUUGAGAGCUAAGAAUCGUUUGAAUAAACAAGUAGAACGUGCAGUAAAGCAUGAAAUUGCUUUAAAAAAGAAUGAAAAUAAGAAAAAUGGACAAGUAUCGAAAGACUCCAAGCCUAAAAAUGGUACUGGUGUAAUGUUAACUCAGAAAAGAAAGAGAGGUUUUAACGAUGAUAAUGACGCUUGGUUGAAACCGAGUAAAAAUAAGAAAAUCAAGGAAAAAGAUGUUGAAAUAAGCAAGCAAGAUUCAGAUGUUGAGGAAGAUGAGAGUUUAAAUGAUAAUAGUAGUUCGGAAGAAGAUGUUAAUGAUAGUGAUAAUUUGGAAGAAGAAGAAAGUUUUAACAAUGAUGACAGUUUGGAAGGCGGAGAAAGUUCAAACAAUGAUGAAGAAAGUGAUGAGGAAAUUGAUAAUGCUAAAGUUGGAAGUUUAAAUGAUUUGAGUGAUGACUCUGAUAUUGAGAAUGAUGAAUAUGAAAAUAAUAGUGAUAAUGAUGACAGUGAGGAAGAUCUACUACCUAUUGAAAAGCAGAACAAAAUUCUGGUUAAAAAAGCUGCGAAAGAGAAAAAAUUAGCCGAAGAAGAAUUAGCAGCAAACAUAGCAUCUCAGGAAAAAUUUGAAUUUCCAACAGUUGACAGUGAAGAAGUAAGUUUGCAAGAUGUUCAGCAGAGAAUUCAGGAAGUUAUGGCAGUACUGGCUGAUUUUUCGAAUCAAAAGCAAAAUGAUAGGUCUAGAUCCGAUUAUAUAGAUUUAUUAAAAAGAGAUUUGUGUACAUAUUACUCAUAUAAUGAAUUUUUGAUGGAAAGGUUCAUGCAAUUAUUUUCAUUAUCCGAACUUUUGGAGUUUUUGGAGGCAAGUGAGGUUCAAAGACCCUUAACAAUAAGAACGAAUAGUUUGAAAACUAGAAGGCGCGAUUUAGCUCAGGCUCUCAUUAACAGGGGUGUAAAUUUAGAUCCAAUUGGAAAGUGGAGUAAAAUUGGUUUAGUUAUUUAUACUUCUCAAGUACCUAUCGGGGCUACUCCAGAGUAUUUAGCCGGACAUUACAUCAUCCAAGGGGCUUCAAGUCUCUUGCCAGUAAUGGCUUUGGCACCGCAAGAAAAUGAAAAAGUUUUAGAUAUGGCCUCUGCGCCUGGCGGUAAAGGUUCACAUAUUGCUGCACUAAUGAAAAACACUGGAACACUUUAUGCUAAUGAUGUUAGCAAGGACAGAAUAAAAGCAGUUCAAAGUAAUUUUCAUCGUAUGGGAGUACAAAACGCCAUUGUAACUACAAUGGAUGGCAGGAAAUAUCCUAAUAAAAGGAAAGAUUUCGACCGAGUACUGUUGGAUGCUCCAUGUACAGGAACAGGAGUCAUUGGGAAAGAUCCAAGUGUGAAAACGAGUAAAGACGAACAGGAUAUACAGCGUUGUUACAAUCUACAGAGGCAACUAUUGUUGGCCGCUAUAGAUUGCGUUAAUGCCAAAUCAUCGACCGGUGGAUAUAUCGUAUAUUCAACAUGUUCGGUUUUACCUGAAGAGAAUGAAUGGGUGGUGGAUUAUGCUUUGAAAAAGAGGAAUGUCAAAUUGGUAUCUACAGACUUAGAUUUUGGAACUGAAGGUUUUGUAAAUUACAGGCAUCAUCGGUUCCAUCCAACCUUGAAAUUGACUAGAAGAUUUUAUCCACAUGCACAUAAUAUGGAUGGUUUCUUUGUGGCGAAAUUAAAAAAAUUCUCUAACAAAAUACCAUCAUCUGCGACGGUAGAAGUAGAAGAAAAAGAAGAGUAGUGGAUAAUAAACAAAAGAUUGGUCUUUAUUUAAAAUCAAAUUCAGUUGUUACAUGAAAGUGUAGUGGAACUGUGUCUGAAAAAAUAAAAAAUUCUAAAAUGUUAUAACUUGUAUAUUAUGUUAAAUUAUAUGGUUGCAAAUUCAACAGAAAUUUAUAGUUUCCUUUGAUAUUCUCCAUUACUUUUAUGCUUUCAGGCAAUGAAUUGAAAAUCUUCAGGCAUCUGUAAUCUAUUAUUAGAUUGAACUAUAUAUAAUCAAAAAACCUCUGGUCUUAUGGAAUAAUUUCUUAUUCUCAUAUUUUUGGAAGAGUUGAUUGUUCAUCUUCAUAAAUAAUAAACAUUCCUGUAUUA
Molecule: messenger RNA, 2340 nt
Organism: Harmonia axyridis
Lineage: Eukaryota; Metazoa; Arthropoda; Insecta; Coleoptera; Coccinellidae
Product: probable 28S rRNA (cytosine-C(5))-methyltransferase
Exons: 2
Coding region: 98-1990 (630 amino acids)
Biological process (GO): maturation of LSU-rRNA; rRNA base methylation
Cellular component (GO): nucleolus
Molecular function (GO): rRNA (cytosine-C5-)-methyltransferase activity; RNA binding
Source: RefSeq, a predicted model, not a curated record